This is a messenger RNA of Helianthus annuus (common sunflower), 2071 nucleotides long. Its product is annotated as DUF724 domain-containing protein 2. The transcript is spliced from 7 exons. Lineage: Eukaryota; Viridiplantae; Streptophyta; Magnoliopsida; Asterales; Asteraceae. The record is from RefSeq and is a predicted model, not a curated record. The coding region runs from base 159 to 1964 and encodes 601 amino acids.
AUCAUUUACAAAUUGAAGAUUCCGCGUAUCACGGACGGGCUACACUCUCUGCAUUGCCAUAAAAACACCCUUUAUAAAACCAUAAUAAUAUCAUCCCAUUUCUCUCCAAUCCUUCACUACACUAAUCCCCAAAAACCCCCAUUUCCUUCUCAACAACAAUGGCGAAUGCCGAUAUUACCAAAGGCUCCACCGUAGAAGUAAGCAGCGACGAACCAGGCUUCCACGGCGCCUGGUACGUCGCCCAAGUCCUAGAAGACAAAGUCCAACCUUCUUCUUCAACCAAGAAAAAAUCAUCCAAAAAGCUCAACAAACCCCGUUACUUAGUAAAAUACGCCACAUUGCUCGAAGAAGAUAGUGAUGACCCGUUGAUCGAGACUGUUGACCUUUCCUUUGUUAGACCUUUGCCUCCGAGUAACAUUCGCCGUAACAAUGACGGUAUUGUUAAGGAGGCUGAGGUGGUGGUGGUGGAGGGUAACGGUAACAGUAACAGUAACAGUAACAGUGACGGUGACGGUGAUUUUGAGCUGUACGACGUCGUCGAUGCGUACCAUAGAGAUGGGUGGUGGCAGGGUGUGGUGAAAACGGUGAUUCUUGAGGGUGAAAUGAGGAAGUAUGUUGUUUCGUUUGAAAACCCUUAUGAGGAAUAUGAGUUUGAAAAGUCAAAAUUGAGGCUUCAUGUUGACUGGGUUGACUCACGUUGGUUGAUCCCACCAAAGAAGACACCAGAUGAGGAACUAGGCGAUAGAAAUGCAUCAGAUGAUGCUCAAUCAGGCUUCACUACGCCAUCUAGUGGUACUGCGAUAACUCAUGUGGACAAUGUAGCUGUUGGCUCUUCACUUUUGACCAAGAAGAACAGUCGCCCAAGAACACGAUCUGAAACUAGUUCUGUUGUGGAUAUUUCAGUUACUUAUAGCAGAAAUAAGAGAAAUGCGAAUUUAGUCGAUGAUGGUUCACGAGGGAAAAGGUCCAAAUCUUCAACAGGUAGCAAGGGAAACACAAAAGCUAUUGUGCCUGUUUCGGAAACAGGCGGAUGUGAUGAUAUUAAUCAAGAUUCACCUCUUGUCGAGGACGUGAUAAACAUAACACAAACUCGCGAGGCAGAGGAUGGCAAGAGCCAUCAGAAAAGAAAGAGAGGAACAAAAGCAAAGUUAGCGGUUAAUAAACCGAUUGAUUUACUACAAGAUGAGCAUGAAUUCAGUGAUGUUGAUGAGGCACCUCUGUCAGUCUGGUUUAAAGGCAUGCGUGCGCUCUCACUUUUAAAGCGAAGUUCCUGUAUUAGUCCUCCUGACAACUCACCGAAUCAAGCCAUUGUCGCUAGUGGUGCUAGUGGUGUUGGUGCUGGUGCUGGAACCACCACCACCACCACCACCGCCGACUACCAACAAAAUUGGCCAUUUAUCAAGCGGGCUCCAAUCUGGGUCGCCAUUGAAUCUCUUGAGUUGUACAAAAAACCACCUCAAAAGCCACACUUUUCGCCAUUGAAGAAGACAAAAAUGGAUUAUCGUGAGGGUUUAGCCAUUGCUUUCAUGGUGACAUAUGGGAAUCUUGUUCAGAGCCUUGAAGACUUGCAACUGAAUGAUUCUGUUGACAUAAUCAAAGCCAAUUUGGAAACUUUAUGUGAGUUAGAGACUCAUGGGUUUGAUGUGGGCGCAAUUCGGGGUCGUUUAAACGAACUACUUUCAUUGAUAUCCAAAGUGGGCCCACAUAAGGAUAAGCGUAAAGAAGUUGAAAACGAGCUUGAAAAGUGCAAUCAUGAAAAGUCUGAAGCGGAGAAAGAAAUGGAUCGAUUAAAGGCGAAGAUGCAGGAGUUGAAAGAAAAGACGGCGCAGACGGCUGCUAUGAAGAAAACAAAGGAGGAAGAAAUUGUGAAGUUGCAAACAAACUUGGAUCUUGUUUCGAAAGAAAUUAACGAUUGGGAAGUUGCUUUUGGAAAACUCUGUAAGAAAGGUCUUAGUUUGGAUUAAGCUGACGUGGCAAAACGCUUCAUCUUUGCUAUGGUUUUUGUUAGCUGUAUAAAUUAAGCCUACUGUUUCUAUGUUAAUGUGAAAAAAUAACUUGGUUUAUUUUGUUA